This is a messenger RNA of Scophthalmus maximus (turbot), 4326 nucleotides long. RefSeq names its product amyloid beta A4 precursor protein-binding family B member 1-interacting protein. NCBI's taxonomy places the organism in Eukaryota, Metazoa, Chordata, Actinopteri, Pleuronectiformes, Scophthalmidae. Bases 2451 to 3824 code for a protein of 457 amino acids. The transcript is spliced from 12 exons. The record is from RefSeq and is a predicted model, not a curated record. Gene Ontology annotation, cellular component: plasma membrane; cytosol. Gene Ontology annotation, biological process: signal transduction.
UUCACUUUCAUAUGGAAACAAUACUCGGAGCUCCACCGUCGUCUUCACUCUUCCCCUUUACCUCAUUACAGUUUAAUGGAUGGUCUGUUUAUUGUUCAGCAUAAACACAGCAAGACUGAACCUCUCUGCUUGUGUGUAUGUGUGUGUCUGUGUGUGUGUGUGUGUAUAAAUCAGAAGAGAGCAAUAGAUAACUGGACAAAGACAUAAAAAUAUGAAAACCUAAAACGCCAUGUAUGAGUUACUGUAUACAGGACAGAAUACUCAUACCUCUAUCAUUUUGCACGUCCAGAGCCUGAAGAUGCCUAAUCAGGAAACACGCACAAAUUGAGAUGCAAAAAAACAUAUAUGAAUUUAACAGUAAAAAAAACAAAAAACACUUAUGGACUUAGAAACACACGGUGAAAAUAGGAUGGAAAAUAUAAAAUAUAUAUAAAUAUGUAAAAGGAAUCAAAAUAGAGAGACACAGUAGAAAUAGCUACACAAAUAAAGUGCCUGUGUGGGGAAUACAGGGUGCAUUGCACAGAACAAGUUAUGGCACCGAUAUAAAUAGAACAUAUAUUGGGUGUGAAGAUGAACAUAUAGAGCAGUCACCUUGAGCAGUCCAGUGCAGCGGUGGUGCCGCCGUGAGGUGGGCAGCGAGCGCUGUGCGUUCAGCAGGGUGACGGCUCUGUGGUUAAUGUAAUGAAUAAGAUUAGAUAAGUUAAACAUACAGUAGUGAUUUAUUAUAUGCUAAUAAGGUCACUAUAUGAACUUUGGUAUAACAUAAUAACAUAAAAAAAACAAAAAAACAAACUCUGACUGUGUAAACUAACUGUAUACCCGCUCACCAAACAGCCGACAGAGACAAAGUUUGCAACUGGUGAAUAUUUUCAUUAUUUUGGAGUAUUCAACUCAGGAGUAAAUGAGGACACCGAGACCAUGGGCCAAAAGAAACCAGAAUACUCAACUUCAAAUGGAUUUCAGAUGCGGCGCCAUGUCUACUGGACGCUGUUUAUAAAUAAACAUCUGUAUAUUCACUUGCUUUCCCUAUCAACUUAAAAAGGUCAUAAAAUGUCAGUGUUGUGUUUCCAAGUAGACAAAACAAAAGCAUUAAUGCAGAUUUAAGAUGAACACGCACAAAAAAAAGGAGAUUCAGGGUCACAGGGUUUCUCUCACUAUCCACUCAGCAGCAGGCGAACUGAAGACUGGAAUAUGUGAAGUGGAACACGGUUAAUGAAUUGCAGCAGCUUCGCAACAUAACAAUAGACGAUCUUAAUUGCAUGCAGAGAAGUAUUAAAGAAAGCAAAACACAAAAACGGGAUUUCACAAAAACAUAAAAACUUAAAAAGAAAAUUGAGCCGUUCACAUCUCACCAACAACUUAUACCUCUGCACUUGCUGUUUCCUCGGUUUCUGUGCAAUGCCAAAUAUAGAUUCUGCAGAAUUGUAAUUGAUAACUGCACAUAGCGACACAAGGAGACUGAAAGAGUUGGCGAGAAACGAAGAAACAUUCUUCAGUUUGCUUUUUUUGUUUAAGCUGCUCCACAUGCAAGAUGUAUUUAUGACCCUAAAGCUGGCAAGAUGCCGCCUACAUAUGGAAAAACACCAGAGGCAAAAACCUUGUUAGAUGAAAAUCUUUGGUCUGUAUUAAGCCUCUUUUUUAAAGAUAAUUCAUUGAUUACUUUUCAAUAUUCAAAUAUUUAAUUUCAAUAUUCCCAAAAUAAGCUUAUGUUUGAUUUUCAGCAGACAAGAGUUUUCCUCCACGCUGCUUUCAAUCAUCUCACGUGGUCUGUCAGCGAGGGAGUACCAGUAAAUUACCAGUAAAUCACUUCUUAGAGUUGCAUCUUAGGUGAAAUUAUGUGUUCAUGGCAGAACGGAUUUGCUGCAUGAUAAAAAUGGAACAUGAACCGCAAAAAUAAAGAGCAGUUCAUUAUCUUCAAUGAACGGGCCACUUGAAUCAGUUCAUUUGGAAGAUGAGGUUUGCUGGAGGGCAAUCAAAAAACAAACUUUACAGCCAGGGCAACAUGGAAGCCAUUUUAACACGCCACACUUGUGGAAUCGUGGAAAUGAUAUUGUUUUUUUGGUGCAUGUGACUUAUUUAAAAACAGAUCCCACGUUUCUGGGGUUGAAUUUAUUAGGCACAAGCUUUGGAUAUGGUUUAUCAGGUUUUUUUUACAGAUAUGACAGACAUAUCCAAACUGUGUAUACGUGCAUGCACGUGUCAAAGAGUGAUUGUGUCUUAAUGCCACCAGAAUGCUGACGGUUGUGUCGCACCUUUCAGGGCAGUUUACUUUUUACCAACCUUUCCAGUCGCAGCGUGACAAACUGUGUGAGAAUUGACUGUCGAAACCAAAAUUAAAAAACUGAACUGAGAUCGUCUGUGGAUUUCAUUUCCCUAUCCUCCUUGCCGUGUUUCUCCGCUGCAAUGUCUGUGCAUGUUCUCCAUUCCCCUGUGCGGCUGCAGAAAUCUAAAUGUCCCGCUGUUCUCAGAUGGAGGACAUAGACGUCAUGUUCAGUCAACUGCUCGACGAGAUCGACCACCUCGCUCAGAGUUUACCUCCUGCAGUGGACUCACCAGAGGCGGAUCCCGAUCCACACAGACGGAGUGCCUUCUCCAUCGGCUUCACGGACCUGAGAGAGUCUCUUAAUGAACUGGAGGACCAUGACCUGGAUGCCCUGGUGGCUGACCUCGCAGCAAAAUCCACACCACAAGAUCCCUCCUCUGCGAGGCGGAACAGCAGCCUCACAGAAAAUCCAGCUGCCGCGACUCGGGGAUCUGAGGCAGCAGCCGCCCUUCCACGAACACCAAACACUGCUGACUCAUCCAGAGGAGCGGCGCAGAGGAUCGAACCCCAGACAAAGGCAGAGAAAAUUAAAUUGGCCCUGGAGAAGCUGAGGGAAGCCAAAGUGAGAAAGUUGAUCGUGAAGGUGGCGAUGGCCGACGGCGGCUCCAGGACCCUGAUGGUGGACGAAAGACAGACGGUGCGAGAGGUUUUGGACAAGCUGUUUGAGAAGACGCACUGCGACCGCAGCAUGGACUGGAGUCUGUGCGAGGCCAAUCCCGAGCUGCAGAUUGAAAGAGGCUUUGAGGACCACGAAAGCUUAGUGGAGCUGCUGUCCGUGUGGACCCGCCACAACGAAAACAAAAUCUAUUUCGUGUCAAGACCCCAGAAGUACGUGAUGUUCACAGAACCGCAGUUGUUUUACAUGUGGAAGAAGAAGACAACUCUGAGGGGGGUUACCGAGCACGCCAAGCAACUCCUACUCAAGGAACAUUUUGAGAGUUCAACUCUUGUUGUCCCUGAUCUCGAGGGCAUGCUGUUCAUGAAGGAAGAUGGGAAGAAGGUGUGGAAACCUCGCUUCUUUGUGCUCAGGGCCUCUGGCAUCUACUAUGUGCCCAAAGGAAAGACAAAGUCCUCCAGUGAUCUCGCCCGUUUUGUCCAUUUCGAAAAGGUUGACAUCUACACCGCCGACAACUACAAACAGAAAUACAGAGCACCCACCGACUUCUGCUUCCUGCUGAAGCAUCCCUGCAUCCAGAAAGAGUCUCCCUACAUCAAGUUCCUGUGUUGUGACAGCGAACACACACGGUUGCUGUGGGUCAACUCCAUCAGAAUUGCCAAGUACGGGACCGUCCUGUAUAGGAACUACCAGGCUGCAGUCAAGGUGUCCACUCUGCAAACUCUCCGCUCUGCUGGACACACAAACGCAUCCAAAACCCGCACCUCUGGGAUCCGCCCACAGCCGGGCCCUUCUCCACCCAACAUCACAGAUGUGGAAGACUAUUCUCAGGAGCCUCCGCCUGACUUCAUCCCUCCUCCUCCUCCUCUCCACAGACACGUCUGAGACACAUCUUCACCUCCGUCUCUGUAUCAGGUCGAAGUGCCCCUAUAGGCCAGAUUUGACCCUGGAGCCAGUGGCGACGUUCCAGUAAUGGUUAAACAUGUGGCAGUAGUUAGUACAUUUCAAAAGUUAUUUAAUUUCAAAUCUAGAACAAUAUUUAAUAGUGCUUUUGUCAUUGCGGACAAAUAUAUUAACAUUACAUGACAGCGUGAUGCAAACUUUUACAUCUUUCUCAACAGCUUCACGAAACAAAACGAACGGUUGUGUUCAUCGUUUCAACGAGCUGUUUAUUACAAAAAAAGACUGUACAUAAAUUUCAAUGAACACAUCCUAUGUACAAACUGAGAAGACAAAUAUUGAAUUCCAUUGAAGUUACUGAUCCCCCCACACACACACACACACUUCUGAUCAUAAGAAAAACACAUACCAAAGAAAGGCGCCUUGACCUGUGAUGCCCUGAAAUGCAAGACGUUAAGUGGUAAACAUUACAAAGUUCUGCACAUCA